Molecule: messenger RNA, 731 nt
Organism: Arabidopsis lyrata subsp. lyrata
Lineage: Eukaryota; Viridiplantae; Streptophyta; Magnoliopsida; Brassicales; Brassicaceae
Exons: 3
Coding region: 116-421 (101 amino acids)
Source: RefSeq, a predicted model, not a curated record
UGCACCACACUGAACUUCCGUACAAACCAAACACAUCGAGAGUUUUUUUCUCUAUUCAUUUCCCUAAAACCCUAACAAAAACCUGCUCGCUCUCUCUCAAUUCACGUCUCCUUCAAUGGCUUGGCGCAACGCAGGAUCUGCUGCUCGUUCUUUCGUCUCCGCCACCGCUAGAUCACCGUCUCUCCGUUCUCCGACGACGGCCCUUCCUCGCCUCCGUCCUCCCCAAUCCUCUUUACCUGGCCGUCGCUUCACCUUUUCAUCACCUUCUAGGAAUCUAGGAGCACUUGGUUGCACACAGUCGUUCUUACCUCUGUACAGUGUUGUGGCUGCUUCUCAACUCACAUCUCACCUUAACGUUAAUUUGCGGGCUUUCUGCGAGCUGUCUAACGGUACCUUCCAACGAACUUGUCCGGAUCGCUAGUAGUCUUCUUUGUACUUGAAGAGGCAAAAGAGUGUCUUUUCACCGUGCAUGCGUGAAUCAGUACUUUGAAGGGAUGUGAGAUCGAAAUUGUGGGGUUACCUCAGCAAAAACUUGUUUGUUGUGUUGCUUUUUUAGAAGUUUUAGUUCCACAAUGUGUGGAUUAUUAGUUAUAGAUCUUUUCGUUUGCUUGGCACAAUGUUUUUUUUCAGAGAACAGUUUUUUGUUUCGGAAAAAUGCAUAACAGCAUUAAUAAGUGUAGAUCAGUACUAAAACAAUAAUGUUCCUGAUUCUUGUCUUUUUUCUUCUCUUA